CAGAAAGAUUUAUUACCCGUGACCAGUGAGUGUUGAAUAGACAUACAUGCAUUUUUUAGCAAAAAAGGAAAAAGGGAAGACAUACAUGCAUUUUUAGCAGCAGCAGCAGCACCACAAUAACCACCUUACUAAUUCUACUGUGUUUUGAGUAAAUCAGCAUCUUAAGCCUUUCAUUUUCAACCCACUAAUCAACAAGAAGAUUACACCACAACCCAUCUUCUUUUUGCACUUGCACUCUCUUAUGUACACACCAAAUUUCUUUGAUGCUUUGGUACACGCAAGGUUUUCAGAUGCGUGAUGGGGCAAUUCGAUGCUGCGAGUGAAAAAAUGGAUAUUCUUCAAGAAAAAACUUUAAAGGUAGAGGAUAAAGAAUUAGAGGAGGCAAAUCAGAGGUAUAUAUCAGUACAUUAUCCUCAAUCUUUUGGGGAGUAUGUUGAUAGUGACAGUGAGGAACCUGAAAUGGACCCUGAGGAGGAACCUGAAGAGGACCCUGAGGAAGAACCUGAAGAGGAACCAGAGAAGGAUCCCGAGGAGGAACCUGAAGAGGAUCCCGAGGAGGAACCUGAAGAGGAUCCUGAGGAGGAACUGGGGGAAGACCUAGAGAUGGACCGAAACUUAUGUCAUGAGAAAGUGGCUGUAGAAUAUGCCACUCCUUUAAACUUAAGUAGUGCAAUUUUUUCUGCUAAACAACUAACAGACCACGAAGAUGAAGAACCCUUGGCGGAGUGUGUUUUUAAGCCAAAUCCUGAGAGUGAGACUGAUAGAAUUUAUCAGAAAUCGUCAGAUGCUAAACAUAGGAGGGUGGUUAAUGCAGCAGUCAGACCUUCUAUAUCACAAAGCUAUGGGCUGGAAAUGAAUUGCAAGUAUGAUGAAGUUUCUGAACAAAAAUUUAACAUUGAGUAUGCUGCUAUAGAAUCAGGACAGCUUGAGGAGACUGUUGGUGGUAAUGAAAAUUCUGUAGAACAAACUAAUCGUGGGAAAAGGAGGUGUAGCAAAUGGGAUCAAGGUCCUAAAGAGGACAAAAAAGAAGUUAUAGAAGAGAGAAAAUGCAAAAAGGGUAAAACAGUGUGGGAUGCUAAUGAUUUCCAGACUACAGUGCAAGAGCCUCUUCAGCUGACAGAAUUGCGCAGUAGGGUGUGUGAACCUUUACUAGAUUUAGAGGUACAGUCACUGAAAAAAAGAUUUUCAGAAAUCAGCAGCAUACUCGAUCCAUUAGUAGAUGACAAACUUGAAAUAGGAGUUUAUGCAUUUGACAAACUAAUCAAAGAACGUGAAAAGAUCUUUCUGGAGUUGGCGAAGAGAAAUGCAAUUAUUUCUAAGGAACUGUAUGUACCAGUGAAAGAAUAUCCAAAGUAUAACUUCAUUGGCCUUAUACUUGGACCAAAAGGAAACACGCAAAAAAGGAUGGAGUUGAAAAGUGGUUGUAUGAUUCGGCUGAGAGGUAAAGAUUCGUCAAAAUCAGCACAAGAAGUUGAUUCAUCUGAGGAUGAAGAAUUGAAUGUCUACAUAGAGGCAGUUAGUCAGAAAUCUCUUGAUGCUGCUGUAUGCAUGGUUAACAAACUACUCAUCUCAGUAGAAGAUGAAGUGAAUGAUCUUAAGCGAGCUCACUUAGAGGAAGUAUCUAAUCUCAAAGAAGCAACUUUGUUUAGCUCAUGCAGUGUGUGCAAGGAGCCAGGACAUGAUCAAUUAGCCUGUCCUCUGAAGAAAGCUACAUUGAAGGCCAGUUCUGACACGUGUGUAAGCUUCAGUCGUCCCAGCUUUUCUUGUCCAGUAACCCAUUCAAACUUGAAAAUUAAAUCCUCCAGAGAAAUAGAUGCUGCAAAUCUUUAUGUUGGAUAUCUUCCCCAAACCAUAGAUGAUAGUCGUUUGCAUGAUCUUUUUUCUCCAUUUGGAACAAUCACUCAGUUGAGAGUUACAUUAGAUAAGAAAACUGGUUAUAGUAUGGGAUAUGGCUUUGUAAGAUUUGAUACCCCCUCUGCUGCGAACUUAGCCAUAAUGCACAUGAACGGGUAUCAGAUUGGUGGUCACAGACUGAGAGUGAGAAUAGCAGGUGCUCCACCUGCCACAGGACAACCAGCCACAAGCUUCCUUCCUGUUUGUUCUAAUCCGGGACCUGCAACAGUAGCUACCAGCUACUCCGCUUUGCCUCACUACAUGAUGCCUAAAAGUGAAGUGUCCGUCCUCAAUGAUGAAGGCAUGGGUGUCUCGUCUUCUCUACACAUGGAAUCCAGCAAUAAAAUUUCUCAAACAGAGGCUCCAACUCUUCCUCAGAAAGCCUCAGGCUCCAAUCUUUUUGUUGGAUAUCUUCCCCCAACCGUUGAUGACAGUGGUCUGUGGGAGCUUUUUUCUUCUUUUGGAACGAUCAUUCAUUUAAAAGUUCCAUUAGAUAUGGUAACUGGAUAUAGUAAAGGCUAUGGCUUUGUGAGAUAUGAUACGCCCUCUGCUGCGAGCUUAGCCAUAAUGCACAUGAAUGGAUAUGAAGUUGAUGGUCGUAGAUUGACAGUGAGAAUAGCUGGAGAUCCACCUGCCACAGGACAGCCAACCAUGAGCCUUCUUCCUGUCAAUCCUGUUCCUGGACCUGCAACAGUGGCUACCAGCUGCCCUGCUCUACCUGAAGGUAUGGUGCUUAAUAGUGAAGGCUUAUGUUAUCCAUCAUCACAGCACAUAAAAUACUCGACAAAUCUUUAUGUUGGAUAUCUUCCCCAAACCAUUGAUGAUAGUUGUUUGAGGGAACUGUUUUCUCCAUUUGGAGCAGUCACUCAAUCAAGUGUUGUAUUAGAUAUGAGAACUGGUUAUAGUAAAGGCUAUGGCUUUGUCAGUUUUGAUACUCCCUCUGCUGCAAGCUUAGCCAUGAUGCACAUGAAUGGAUACCAAAUUGAUGGUCACAGACUGGCAGUCCGCUUGAGAACUGUUGGUGCUGCACCUCCUACAGGACCACCAGCCACGAGCCGCCUCCCUUUAUAUUCUAUUCCUCAACAUACAACAGUAGCUACCAGCUGCCCUGCUUUGCCUUCCUAUAUGAUGCCAAAUUUUUCUCAGAAUAUGGAAAGCAAAAAUGAAAAUGAUGCUCCAAUAAUUUCUCAGGAAGUCUCAGGGUCAACUGGCUCGAACACCCAACUGUCAACAACUGCUUCUGUGUUAAGGUCAUCUGAGUCGGGAACUGCUUCCUCAUCAGCUGGAUCAUUGACUGCACUUUCAUCGACUGGUUUGGCUGCAGCAUCAUCUAAGUCAAGGAGCGUAAUCUCAUCAUAUAGUUUUAGUUCAUUGUUCUGUGGUGAUCACGACUAUCGUGACUCAAGUCUCUAAUCAAACUUUACAUGAAAACAUUAUAAACCCCUUG
This is a messenger RNA of Daucus carota subsp. sativus, 3340 nucleotides long. RefSeq lists its product as uncharacterized. The coding region runs from base 298 to 3306 and encodes 1002 amino acids. Gene Ontology annotation, cellular component: chloroplast thylakoid membrane. Gene Ontology annotation, molecular function: mRNA binding. Gene Ontology annotation, biological process: chloroplast rRNA processing. The record is from RefSeq and is a predicted model, not a curated record. The transcript has 3 exons. NCBI's taxonomy places the organism in Eukaryota, Viridiplantae, Streptophyta, Magnoliopsida, Apiales, Apiaceae.